Molecule: messenger RNA, 2461 nt
Organism: Mizuhopecten yessoensis (Yesso scallop)
Lineage: Eukaryota; Metazoa; Mollusca; Bivalvia; Pectinida; Pectinidae
Product: cadherin EGF LAG seven-pass G-type receptor 2-like
Exons: 8
Coding region: 1-2223 (740 amino acids)
Biological process (GO): establishment or maintenance of epithelial cell apical/basal polarity; homophilic cell-cell adhesion; heterophilic cell-cell adhesion
Cellular component (GO): plasma membrane; protein-containing complex
Molecular function (GO): calcium ion binding
Source: RefSeq, a predicted model, not a curated record
AUGGAUGAUGAUAAUGGUCAGAGGUUCAACUAUGUUAUAGUAGACGAUCCGACACAUUCAGCACUUGGAUAUUUCAAAAUAGAAGGUGAUAAGUUGGUUACAGGUGAGACGCCACUGGACCAUGAAAUGCAGUCGGAGUAUACCAUUGUCAUCAAAAGUACAGAUAAUGGUGACCCUGCAUAUAGCGUUGAGACGCAGAUCAAGAUAAAAGUCGAAAAUAUAAACGAAGAACCAGAGGAUAUCAUUGUGGGUGCCUUACUGACCCUACCCGAGAACGCUAACUCUCACGCGGUUGUGACGUCAGUGGAGGUCGAUGACCCAGAUAUUGGACAGCACCACAUUUGUCAGGUCGAGCCAACGUCUCUUCCCUUCAGUAUAAAGACAUUCGCUGAUCAUCACAUGGAGUUGAUCCUGAACGGAGCCCUGGAUUAUGAAACUAAGGAGAAAUACGAUGUAACCAUUCGAUGUUCUGACGGAGUUCUAGAGAGAAAGAAGUCCGUACAAGUGCUGGUGUCCGAUGUCAAUGAACGACCGGAGGCGAUUCAAUUGAGUGGUACAGGCUCGAUUAUUGCCAGUGCACGUCCUGGUUCGGUUGUAGGAAUCUUUUCAGUUCUGGACCCCGACCCCCACCAAACACACACACUAACCUUGUCAGGUCCCAACUCAGACCUACUCCAGAUCGAAAGAUCGUCAGUCACACUAGCAGCACCCAUUCCAGAUGAAAUCGUGUAUGCGGAGCAUCCCGUGCUCAGCAUUAAUGUUACAGCCACGGACAAUGGGGUGCCGGAACCUCUGUCGGUCCAGCAGAUAUUUACUGUUGUCAUUACAAACGUACAAGUUGUUGUCAAACAGUUGCCUGUUAUCACUCUUAGAAAAGUGGAAAUACUUGAAGAUACGAAACCUGGGAAAAGCAUUGGACCAUUAUUGAAUGCAAAUGUCUCUGCUGGUGAUAUCGAUUUCAAAAUUACUCGCAAUCCAUUUGGGGCGUUUAAAAUUUCUAAGAAUAUAAGCUUGAUACUUGAUAAGAAUUUGACUGGUGUUGAAGGUGAUUCAAUGAAGGUGACUAUAGAAGUGAUAAACAGGGAGACAUUCAAGUCGGCUUUCACCGAUAUACUUGUUUUCAUCCUACGCAUAGACAAAUGUAAAAGACACACCAACAAGACUUGCGACGAGCACGCAAGGUGUGUGCAACAUAAUGAUACUUACGACUGUGAGUGCGAGACAGGCUACACGGGGGAUGGCUACCAAUGCACACGUAAUACAUACUGUGACGUCAAUCCUUGUGAUAGUGGUGGCCGGUGUGUCGACGGGAUAGCUGCAGCUACUUGCCUUUGCAGCGAUGGGUAUUCAGGACCUCAGUGUGAAAUAUCAAAUGAUUCAAGCAACCCGUGUUUAAAAAGCCCGUGUAAACAAGGUGGUAUUUGUUCCUUGAACGAUACACUUUCAGUUGGGUAUGAAUGUGAAUGCGAGCCGGGAUGGGAAGGAACUACAUGUGAAGAAAGCGUCGACGAUUGUAUCUCGUCUAUUUGUUACGGUGGAGGACAGUGUGUAGACAAGCACAUAACGUAUAUAUGCCAAUGUCCUCUGUUUAGAACCGGAACUAGAUGUGAAUACUUCCGGUCUUCAUGUGAAAAUGUGUCCUGCGGUUCAGACAUUUGUGUUCCCAUGGUUGACAGAGAUGAAAGCACUUGUGCUACUGAAAAAAGUGAAUUGGUCCAUUUACAAGUGAGGAAAAAUCAGGGUAAAUUUGACAAGGAAGCUUUCCAAUCCUGGCUUAUUGACACGAUUACGGCUUUUUACCGCCGGUCUGCCGGUGGAUCUGUCGAAAAGACUAGGGUUAGGCGACAGACUGUGACCGAAACGACGGUACAAGUGUAUGUAGUAGAUGUACAGGAAGUACAUCCUGGUCUAGUUGAAGUGGACUUCGUCGUUCUCGAUAGCGCAGAGAAAGUGUAUGAGGAAAAAGAGGUCUUGGCGGUCCUGUCGAAUACAUGUGAUGAACUGAGGAAAGAUCAGAAUGACGAGAAAGUAUUGUGUCCAGCAGUGAACAAGGCGUUGGUCAGUGACAACGGAAAGAGUACGGAGGACACUGGAUCACCUGUAGGAGUCAUAGCGGGAGCGGCUGCGGGUGUUGUAGUAUUGGUUUGCGUGGUGGUAGCUAUUGUCAUUUAUCGGAAACGGAAACAGCGAGGCGAUAGCUCGGACAAGGACACGCUAAAGUAACUGGUGGGUACCACAAUAGCGUACGAUGAAGAAAAUUGUCAUUUCUCUGAACUGCUGAGAAUUUGUCCUGUCUGCGAACUAUUCCUAUCAGGUCAAAAAAUUAUCACUGCCAUUUCUCUUGAUCGUUCCUUUCCUGUCCUCCUUUCCUAUCAACUGACUACUCAUUUGAGGAAAACACUGGUGCACUGGACGAAGAUUCGUGUUUGUAAGAAUGUAUUAACUGUCAAUAAAGUAAAUA